Molecule: messenger RNA, 1343 nt
Organism: Darwinula stevensoni
Lineage: Eukaryota; Metazoa; Arthropoda; Ostracoda; Podocopida; Darwinulidae
Source: the annotation of a GenBank genome assembly
AUGACUGUUGAGCCGUACCGGGAAGAGAGCAAGAUGAAGGAGAUGAACGAGGAGAGGGGGAGAAAGGAGGGUUCCUUCAGAUGUCUGAAGGUGACGCUGGGUCUGGGUACCUUCCUGGGCUCAUUCCCCUUCUCCGUCACGGGUCCCGGCGUCACCGUCGCCUUCUCCUGGUGCUCUUUCGCGCUCCUCUGGACUCUUGUCCUCUUCGCUCUCUAUGCUGUCGACGCUGUCAUCUUCUUCUUCGAAUUGUCUCAAGGCAAGCAAGCUCAAACAGACGACCUAGAAGCGCAAGGUUCUGGCAUUUCGGCCGAGAUCAUCGCGAUCCAACGCGCCGCCCAACGGCUGUUCUACCUGACGGUGAUCGCGAGCGCGAUGGCCCGUAGGAAAAUCCUGGCCAGGACCAUCACCUCCGUCUGUCGUUUGGCCCGUCCCGACGUCAAGUUCCAACGCGACCUCCUUUGCGGCUACGUCGUCAUUCAGGCCAUCCUCCUUUCCACGUUCUUCGCCCUGAAUCGCGCCCAGUUCCCCAUCAUGUCCGUGUGCCAGUGGAUGUUUUUCCUCAUCCACAAGACGGUGACCACCAACGCUCUCGCUUUCUACGCCCCGCUCUACGCACUGCACGCUCGCGUCCUAGCUAUGAGCCUCCGCGACCUCAAGUUGGAUCUCGAGGAGUUUCGGGUGGAUUCCUCGCAUGCCCGCUCCCGUUUUCGAGAGAUUCGCGACGCUGUCCGGUCUCUCAACGAGGGCUUCGGCCUCGUGGUCGUCAUGCUUCACGGCUACAUCGCCUACACCCUCGUGGAGCAGCUUUACCUCAUGACAUCCCUCCAGGACACUGCAGAGUCUGUCGAACUGGCAAUUAAGAUCGGGUCGGCCUUCACCGGCGCCUCGAGGAUCGGGGUCGACGUCGCCAUCCUCCUCAUCAUCAACUGGCCCGCUCAACAAUUCCUCGAUCGGGACAAGGAACUGAGGGAAUACCUGGCGGACACGAACAGCAACAGAGAAACCGGCGGCUGGGGAGACCUGGGCUCGAUCGAGAAGAGUCACAGCAUGGUGCUCACCGGAGCGGGCUACCUCGACCUGGGCAAGCAUCUCAUCAUGAAGGUUUUGGGCUUGGUGGUGUCGUACGCGGUCCUGCUGGUUCAGUUCCGCCAGGCCGAGAUCGUGAGCGGUGCGAUCCGGUCAGACGGCCCUUGAGGGUCCCUCAAGGUCCGGCGAGUUCGUGGAUUCCGCAAUAGAUGUCGCUAGUGGGACUUUGAGUCGCCGCUGGACGCAAGUACUAUUGGUGUGCUUUUUCACUAUUGUUGUUCGUGUCCUAGUGACGUCAAUCUCGGUGGAGCAACGGG